Molecule: messenger RNA, 2559 nt
Organism: Mandrillus leucophaeus (drill)
Lineage: Eukaryota; Metazoa; Chordata; Mammalia; Primates; Cercopithecidae
Gene: PHACTR3
Product: phosphatase and actin regulator 3
Exons: 13
Coding region: 427-1983 (518 amino acids)
Biological process (GO): actin cytoskeleton organization
Molecular function (GO): actin binding
Source: RefSeq, a predicted model, not a curated record
GAUGCUGUGCAAGCUAGUGAUGGCUGCAGGCUGAAAUCGGGCAUUUCACAGAGAGCAAGCGCUGUGCUGUCCCCGCAGCCUGCGCAUGAAUGGAGGCUUUGGCCCUCGGAGUGCAGCCGUGCAUGGGGCCACGUGCAGGCAUUUCUGGCUCCUGGCUCCCGGGGAGAGAGGCGAGUCCUGUUCUCUCCCUGAGUUCUGUUUGACAAAAUUCACAAAAACACAAAGAAACACAAAGUGGGGGAGAGGAUCAGUUCAUUCUCCUGGCUCCUGGUUGGUCUCGAGACCUCUCCUGUUGCCUGUGCUCUGGAGGAUUCCCCACAGCACCUACUAGGUGGGCCAGAGCAGGAUGGAUUUGCGGGACCCUGGAAGGCUGGGAAAAGGACUGAGAAGCCGCAGCCCUGUGCCAGGAAGAGCCACAGAGAUGAGAUGGACCAAGCGCCCCCGGCGCGUCCUGAAUAUCUGGUCUCAGGGAUUCGAACUCCCCCUGUGAGGAGGAACAGCAAGCUGGCCACCCUGGGCAGGAUCUUCAAACCCUGGAAAUGGAGGAAAAAGAAAAACGAAAAACUGAAGCAGACGACGUCAGCGCUGGAGAAGAAGAUGGCCGGCAGGCAAGGCCGAGAGGAGCUCAUCAAGAAGGGGCUGCUGGAGAUGAUGGAGCAGGAUGCUGAAAGCAAAACGUGCAACCCCGAUGGAGGACCCCGAUCUGUGCAGAGUGAACCGCCUACUCCCAAGUCGGAGAUGCUGACUUCAGAAGACGCCCAGCCGGGAAGCCCCUUGGCCACUGGGACGGACCAGGUCUCCCUGGACAAGCCACUGUCCUCAGCCGCCCACUUGGACGAUGCAGCCAAGAUGCCAUCUGCAUCCAGUGGUGAAGAAGCAGAUGCUGGCAGCCUCCUGCCCACCACCGAUGAGCUCUCCCAAGCCUUAGCUGGGUCUGACUCCCUGGACAGUCCUCCCAGACCUCUGGAGAGAUCUGUGGGCCAGCUCCCCAGCCCCCCACUGCUGCCCACUCCGCCACCCAAGGCAAGCUCCAAAACCACAAAAAAUGUCACAGGCCAAGCUGCACUUUUCCAAGCCUCUGGCAUGAAGAGUGCCGACCCUCCCCUCCGGGGCCAGCUCUCCACACCCACGGGGUCUCCGCAUCUCACCACGGUCCACCGGCCUCUUCCCCCAAGUCGCGUCAUUGAGGAGCUGCACAGGGCGCUGGCCACGAAGCACCGCCAGGACAGUUUUCAAGGAAGAGAAAGUAAAGGGUCUCCAAAGAAGCGGGUGGAUGUCCGUCUGUCGAGAACGUCCAGCGUGGAGCGGGGCAAGGAGAGGGAGGAGGCUUGGAGCUUUGACGGGGCCUUGGAGAACAAGCGAACUGCCGCUAAGGAAUCUGAGGAGAACAAGGAGAACCUGAUCAUGAAUUCUGAACUCAAGGACGACUUGCUUUUGUAUCAGGACGAGGAGGCGCUGAACGACUCCAUUAUUUCUGGAACACUGCCACGGAAAUGCAAGAAGGAGCUCCUGGCCGUGAAGCUAAGGAACCGGCCAAGCAAACAGGAACUGGAAGACCGGAACAUUUUCCCCCGAAGGACUGAUGAAGAAAGACAGGAGAUCCGGCAGCAGAUCGAGAUGAAGCUCUCCAAACGGCUGAGCCAAAGACCUGCCGUGGAAGAGCUGGAGAGAAGAAAUAUCUUGAAACAAAGGAAUGAUCAGACAGAGCAGGAAGAAAGAAGAGAAAUCAAGCAAAGAUUGACAAGAAAGCUUAAUCAGAGACCCACCGUUGAUGAAUUAAGAGACAGAAAAAUUCUGAUACGAUUCAGUGAUUACGUGGAAGUAGCAAAAGCGCAGGACUAUGACAGGAGGGCAGACAAACCCUGGACGAGACUGUCAGCAGCAGAUAAGGCAGCAAUUCGUAAAGAAUUAAAUGAGUACAAAAGUAAUGAAAUGGAGGUACAUGCAUCAAGCAAGCACUUGACAAGAUUCCACAGGCCAUAGAGAUUUUCUUCUGAGAAGAAUUUGUGUUUAAUUUUUUGAUACCAACACUGAACAUUCAUCAGGGAACUUUCCUGAAGUUCAGCUCAAGACUACCUGCUGUGUUUGUGAGAAAAGCAGGAUCACACACACAGGUGCAAUCUUGACCACACUUACCUGCAAGAGGAGUAACCAGAGGACACACUUCCUUCCUUCUUUGGUGUCUGAGGAGUGUGAACUGUUGGGGUCAGUUAAGACCCAACAUAACUCUAUCAGAAGAAAACUGUUGUUUGCCUUUCAACCUUGUUUUACAGUUCUGCAGUGUAAUGGAGGACGGGCAACGUGCAUGUGCAGGCUCACCACUCCCAGGCCUCUGACAUGAGGGACAUGUGACAAUGUCAUUCAGUAUUAUGUUUAAAAGACAUUUUUAUCCUGAUCAUUAUUAAUUUGAAAACUCUUUAAGUUCAUGUUAUACAAAAUGAUUUACUGUAUUAUACUUUUCCUUUUUUAUAUAAUGUCUAACAAAAAAUACAGCUGCAACAUUUUGAUUCCUGUUAAUUUUGUUCUUUAAUUAAAUGACUACUUAUUGCAGGAAAUUAA